Triticum turgidum subsp. durum (durum wheat) is the source of this 1491-nucleotide messenger RNA. NCBI's taxonomy places the organism in Eukaryota, Viridiplantae, Streptophyta, Magnoliopsida, Poales, Poaceae. The record is from the annotation of a GenBank genome assembly.
AUGGGGCUGUCGUCUGUGCUUCUGCUGGCGCUGCUGCUCUUGCCGGCGGUGGCGUCGGCCGGGCACCACGACUACGGCGACGCCCUCCACAAGAGCAUUCUCUUCUUCGAGGGGCAGCGCUCCGGCAGGCUUCCACCCGACCAGCGCCUCCGCUGGCGCCGCGACUCCGGCCUCCACGACGGCGCCGCCGCCGGCGUGGACCUGACGGGAGGGUACUACGACGCCGGCGACAACGUGAAGUUCGGGUUCCCGAUGGCGUUCACGGCGACGCUCAUGUCGUGGGGGCUGAUCGACUUCGGCCGCAGCUUCGGGCCGCACAAGGAGGAGGCGAGGAAGGCGGUGCGGUGGGCGACGGACUACUUCAUGAAGGCCACGGCCAAGCCCAACACGGUGUACGUGCAGGUGGGCGACGCCUUCAAGGACCACUCCUGCUGGGAGCGGCCCGAGGACAUGGACACCCCGCGCACCGUUUACAAGGUCGACCCCUCCCACCCAGGCUCCGACGUCGCCGCCGAGACCGCCGCCGCCCUCGCCGCCGGCUCCAUCGUCUUCCGCGACGCCGACCCCGUCUACUCCCAGCGCCUCCUCGACCGUGCCAUGGCCGUGUUCAAGUUCGCGGACAGGUACCGGGGCGCCUACAGCAGCAGCCUCCACGCGGCGGUGUGCCCCUGCUACUGCGACUUCGACGGGUACCAGGACGAGCUGCUGUGGGCGGCGGCGUGGCUGCACAAGGCGUCGCGCAAGAGGGUGUACCGGCAGUACAUCAAGAAGAACGAGGUGGUGCUCGGCGCCAGCGACUCCAUCAACGAGUUCGGCUGGGACAACAAGCACGCCGGCAUCAACGUCCUCAUCUCCAAGGAGGUUCUAAUGGGGAAGGACGAGUACUUCCAGUCCUUCCGCGCCAACGCCAACAACUUCAUGUGCACCCUCCUCCCCGGCAUCUCCGACCACCCCCAGAUCCAGUACUCCCCAGGCGGGCUGCUGUUCAAGGUCGGGGGCAGCAACAUGCAGCACGUGACGUCGCUCUCCUUCCUCAUCCUGGCCUACUCCAACUACCUGAGCCACGCGGGCGCGCACGUCUCCUGCGGCGCCGGCAGGUCUGCGCCGCCGACGAAGCUCCGGCAGGUGGCCAAGCGGCAGGUGGACUACAUCCUCGGGGACAACCCGCUGCGCAUGUCCUACAUGGUCGGCUACGGGCCGCGGUUCCCGCGCCGGAUCCACCACCGCGGCAGCUCCAUCCCGUCCGUGGCGGCGCACCCGGCGAGGAUCGGGUGCAAGGCCGGCGCCGCCUACUACGCCAGCGCGGCGCCUAACCCGAACCUGCUGGUGGGCGCCGUCGUCGGCGGGCCCAGCGACGCCACCGACGCCUUCCCCGACGCGCGCGCCGUGUUCCAGCAGUCCGAGCCCACCACGUACAUCAAUGCGCCGCUCAUGGGCCUCCUCGCCUACUUCUCCGCCCACCCCAACCCCGCCGAGUGGGCCGACGACUAA